Molecule: messenger RNA, 792 nt
Organism: Penicillium daleae
Lineage: Eukaryota; Fungi; Ascomycota; Eurotiomycetes; Eurotiales; Aspergillaceae
Product: signal peptidase complex subunit SPC3
Exons: 2
Coding region: 1-792 (263 amino acids)
Biological process (GO): protein targeting to ER
Cellular component (GO): signal peptidase complex; membrane
Source: RefSeq, a predicted model, not a curated record
AUGCAUUCUUGCCUUAAUCGUUUGCAAGCCGUCUUCGGCUUCUUCACCACCGUCGCUCUGGUGGUGGCCGGGUUCGCCGCGCUCUCUGUCCUCCUGUUCCCGACAGACACGACGACAGCUUCGGUGCAGCUAAAGAAUGUCCAGGUCACCAAAGGCCGACCACACUACUACUCGACCAAACGCGAAGAAUACGCUCAAAUCCGCUUCGACCUCGACGCAGACCUCUCCCCACUCUUCAACUGGAACACAAAACAACUCUUCGUCUACGUCUACGCCACCUACUCCUCCUCCGACAAUGCCAACACGCAAACCCGCGCCUCCGAAGCUAUAAUCUGGGACUCGAUCAUCCCCGCCUCGCCAUCCCCGUAUUCCUGGGAGGCUCUCAAGGAAAAAGCCACCGCCUUGCUCCCCGCCUCGCUCACCUCUUCUUCGUCUGCGAAGUCUGCCGGAAAGCGCGGCGCAAAGCGCAAUUCCAAGACUAGCGCUAGCUCGAAGAAGAAGAAGGCCGCUGCUGAACCUGCUUCCCCGGGUGUGUUGCGUCUGCGGGGCCAGAAGGCCAAGUAUCAGAUUAGUGAUAUUACGGGGCAAUUGGCGGAGCGGCAGAAUGUGACGUUGUCUGUGGGUUGGAAUGUGCAGCCGUGGGUUGGGGCGUUGUGGUGGGCACCCGGGACCGGGGCGGUUCCCAGGACGGAAGGGCAGAUUGUGAGCAGUGAUGGGUUCGAUUUCCCGGCUUUGAAGGGGAAGAAGGUUGAGGGGCAGACGGGGCAGACGGGGCAGGCGAGUGCGCAGUGA